Plasmodium gallinaceum is the source of this 2493-nucleotide messenger RNA. RefSeq names its product 6-cysteine protein, putative. The record is from RefSeq and is a predicted model, not a curated record. The transcript has a single exon. The coding region runs from base 1 to 2493 and encodes 830 amino acids. Lineage: Eukaryota; Apicomplexa; Aconoidasida; Haemosporida; Plasmodiidae.
AUGUCAAUUUUAAAUUUUUUUUUGGUUGUAUUGUUUUUUCUAAAAGUUAAAAACGCAUAUGGAGAUCUGACUUUUGAGGAUACAAAGAUAACUAACUUAGAAUUUCCUAGUAAUAAUAAAAUAGUUUAUACAAGCGUAAAUUUUAAAGGUAAGAUUUAUGCAUUUAAAAUAGAAUCUGACGAAAAAUGUACAAUUAAAGUGCAUAAAACAACAGAUGGUACUGAGUGGGAAAGUAGUGAGGAAAUAAAAAAGAAUGAGAUUAAUAAAAAGCCAACUAUAUUUUCAAUUUUUGUGACAAAAGAUAAACUAAUAGUAAUUUUUAGAUGUACAAAAUAUUAUAUUGCAAUAGCAGAAGAAGAUUUAACAUGGUCUUUGAAAGAAAUAGGAAAUAGUGGAUUUAAUGAAAAUGAUGUUCCAGCAUUUUAUUCAGGUCCUUUGGUACAUAUAAGAAGUGAACGUGAGAAAUUUAUUAUGAUGUGUAUUAAAAAAACAGAAACUGAUACUCAUGCACAAGCCGAAGUAAAUAUAUUGGGUACUCCAUCAAAUUUAUUAGGUAGAUGUAAAAUUUCUUAUGAUGAAGGAGUAAAUUGGGAAGAUACAAUGAAUAUUUAUAAUAGCCAGAAACUUUUAAAUAAUGAAGAAUUAAGGUUAACUAUAAUUGGAGGUAACAUUUUUGUGAAGGUUCGUAACCAAACAGAGGAAGAAUUUUCAUGCAGUUUUAUGCACAAAAAUGAUAUCUAUUGUACUUCCUUUAAACCAAAACUAGCUAAUGAUUAUACUUUACAAAAUUAUGAAGAAAUAAAUAAUUACUACUUUUCUAUAGCUAAAAAGAGUGAGGAACUAUAUCCAUGUGCCAUUUAUAAUAGUAAUGAAACUUUUCAACCCGACACUAACCGUAAAUUUAAUGAUAGUCAUUAUGAGUUUGUUUUAGCUAACGAAACAAAAGUAUUUUUAUUUUAUCGUAAAGAUGAUAAUAAGGUACAUGUAAUAAAAAUAAAUAUUCCCGAGAGAAAAAGAGGUUGUGAAUUAACGACCGAUAACGCAUCAAAUAAAGCAUAUACAUAUGGAUUCGCAGAUAUCGACAGCAAAAAAACCUGUGUGGUACCUACAUCAGAAAUUGAGACCACAAAAGAUGGUUUAUAUAAGGUUUUUUAUUUUAAACACCCACAGAAAGUAACAGUGAAUGAAGAUUGUUUUUCACAUGUCUUUGAUGCUGCAGACUCUAAUAAAAAAAAAACCACCUUAAUAAAAAAAAAGAUUGUAAAAAAUGAAGAAAAUUUAACAGAGAUUGAAUUUUUCUUCCCAGUAAAUCAUUCUAACUUUGUAUUUAAUCAUAGUCAUGUGUAUUGUACAUUUAGCGAUGAAUCUAGAAUUGAUGUAAAUUUUAAUGAUUUAAGAAAUUUAACAGAUUUAAGUAAAAUUCAAGGUGGGGGUCCUAUUUCAGUUUAUACUGAAGAUAUUUUAGUAUUUAAAACAUCUGCAGACUACCCAAAUAACACAUAUCAAUUACCAAAUGGUUCUUAUUUAUUUUCGUUAUCAUCUGAUUCAAAUGGAUAUGUAAUUUCUAAUGUAAUUCCUUCAGAUUCAACUACAAGCCUUCCUUAUGGAGAAAGUGACACUAAACAAGUAAAAUUUAUACAUGGAGGAAAUGCGUAUACUUAUGAAGGUAUUGAUCUAACUGGUGCAUCACCAAAUUAUAAAGUAGUAGAUACUAAAAUAACAGAAAAUAAAACAAUAGAUGUAAUAGUUACUGAUUUAGGUAUUGAAAAAACGAUUGGUUUAGUAUGCCCAGUAUCUGGUGCUGAAGAUUUUGUGUGUUUCGAUAAGGUAUAUAAUAAUAAUGACAAGUUGGUUAGAAUAGAAGAUGUAUUCAAUAGUGAAGAUAUUUUUGUAGUCCCUCAUAAAUCAUUAUAUAAUGCCAAUAUUAAAGUUUUAGAAACAAUCUUACAUUUAAACAAACGUAACAUUGAUAAAUUAAAAGAUGAUCAAAGUGAUAUUCAUUUUUAUUGUAAAUGUAAUGUUAAUAACCAUUCUGUAAAAGUGUAUUAUCAUAUAUCUGCACAUCAUAGUAAAGAACACAUACAAAAUGAAUUGACUAGACAAAGAACUCCUGUUGAUCCUAUGAUUGGUACACCUUCAGUAAUUGGAGGUAGUCAAAACGUUCCACCUUCUCAAAGUGGUUCUUCAUCACCUAAUAGACUUGAACCUACUUCUUCUACAAUUAAUUUAUCACCUGGAAAUACACGUGGUGGACAUUCCAGAAGUAGACGAUCUACUGAUGGAUCUGGUGAUCAUGAAGAUAUAGGUGACGAAGAUAUACCUUAUCCUAUGCAUGAUGUCUCAAGUGGUGAUGGAAGUGAUAGCGACGGAACAAAUGAAACAACUAUGUCAUCUCAAGGUUAUGGAGGUGGAAGUAAUAAUAGUAUAUUCAAUUCAUUUAGAUAUAUUUUUAUUAUUAUUAAUACACUUGUAUAUGCAUAUUACUUAAACUAA